Molecule: messenger RNA, 1221 nt
Organism: Aspergillus oryzae RIB40
Lineage: Eukaryota; Fungi; Ascomycota; Eurotiomycetes; Eurotiales; Aspergillaceae
Product: DUF4050 domain-containing protein
Exons: 1
Coding region: 1-1221 (406 amino acids)
Source: RefSeq, a predicted model, not a curated record
AUGGCCACCGAAGCGCGCGACUCUGCAAUCCGUGAAGCAAAGCUUUACGUCCGCGAAAUCGUUCGCAACGACUGGACUUUCCAUCCCUCUACCGACGCGGGCGCACCAGCUUCCGCAACCCCCACGCCGCCUGAACAGGAAGUCACAGCAUGGCGACUGCGCACAUACGACAGCUCCGCGUCGGAGCUGGAGCCGCUUUCUUCGCCUACGAUCGCCAGUCCGCCUAGCGGGUAUGACUCUGCGCAGAUUGAGAGUCCGAUUUUGUCGCCGGAGGGGGACGAGAGGACCGAGCGGAGGCGCAAGCGGCGCAGGCAGAUGGAGGAGGAGAUGCGGUGGAAUGAGGGGCUGAGGACUUGGGUGGAGCGGCGGGAUGCGUGGACGUGCGCGAAAUCGAGGGAGGAGAUUAUUGCGAGGAGGCAGCUGAAGCAAGCGCAAGCUCAAGCGGAGGGUACUAUUAUCAACGAGGACCAGGGUGCGUCGUCUGGGUCUGCUUUUUCGAGGCCGGCUUCGUCUUCUUCACGAGAUGAGGAGAAUCUUGCGGCGAAGACCGAGGCCUCACUUUCUGUUGCGGAGAAGGAGGAAUCGGGUCCGUCGUCGGUGUCUGCUCAGCCCCAGCAGGGUGAAGAUCACAAGGAAUCUACUGAGACGGGGGCCACAGAGCCGGAGAUUGCUCUGCAACAAACAGCGACAGAUGAUGCUACGGGUACUGUCGCGAAUGCUACGACGCCCGCUCCUGCACCCGCUACCGCUGCAGCUACCGCGACUGCCUCUUCAAAAGCCCACCAGGGCUCUGAAGACCCCUACGUCCCUGUCGUACCCUCACUGAUCUCCACCUCUAACCCCAUCCGCGCUUCAAUCACCCCCGCCAUGUACCCCUCCAUCUACUCAAAGGUCGUCGUGCAGGGCCUGACCCCCACGGUCCCGAUCAACCUGGCCGACGUCACAAAGGCAAUGGUCCAAGGCUGGAAAGCAGACGGCCAAUGGCCGCCCAAACCAGCCACCACCAACCUCGUGCUCCAAGAUACCGCGACGGUGCCCAAGACCGCCGAGGACGGACAACCAUCAUCGCCAGAGUCGAAGAGGAGAUCGGGCGUUGUCGGCGCGGUCCGCAAGGUACUGCAUUUCUCGGGGUUCCAUCCGCAUCCUUUCCAUCGGCGCUCGAGUCAUAGCGCUCAAGGGGAUGUUAGCGGUGCUGUGAACACCGAGACUGCGGGGAAGUAG